Eurytemora carolleeae is the source of this 1210-nucleotide messenger RNA. RefSeq names its product GATA zinc finger domain-containing protein 14. Lineage: Eukaryota; Metazoa; Arthropoda; Copepoda; Calanoida; Temoridae. The transcript is spliced from 2 exons. The coding region runs from base 542 to 1210 and encodes 222 amino acids. The record is from RefSeq and is a predicted model, not a curated record.
UAAAGUCUUUUACAUGACUGUAAUCGAAAAAUAUUUUCAUAUGGUAUUAUCUUUUAGACAAAUACCUUUGUUUUAUUCUUUUUGGGUAAUUAAUAAGUAAAAAAAGAAAAUUAGAAUUUUAAAUAAGUGCAUUAGAUCCAAUUUUUUUUUAGAAAACUAAGAUAGCUAUAGAUUGAUUGGGGUUCCACCAGCAACUUAUUGAAUCAUGUUGUCUUAAGCCAUCACAAGUCUAAAAGUCGUCUUCCUAUUCCAGAGUUUUCUGGUUCUGUCUGUAUGUAUGUAAAUCAAGGAGGGGGGACACCUAAAAUGUGCGUAAAAGAGGGGAGACUACAUAUACAUAAGGAUGUAAAGGGAAGGGAAGGGGGGGGACAGGAAUUUUGGCAAAGUUCCGAGGUUAACAUCUGAAAAAAAACAGUCAGUCAGCAACAGUUUACAUCUACUGGGGAUUUGUAACAACAAACAAUAACAUAAAUAGUAAACAAUAAACAGUGUGAAAUAGUUUAAAUUUAACUGAUGAAGAUUUCGGUUUAAAAGUGAAAGCAUGGAUGAAACCAUAGACAAACUUUAUACUAGUGAUCAAAAUGUGGAUAGUAACAAUAAUGAUCUUGCAAAUAAUAACGUGAUCAAUAACUUAUCGAAUUUUGAUCAUUUUCAAAACUCUCUUGAUUUGCAGGGCGAAAGUUCCGCCAGUGAUCAUAAUGAUAGUUUUUCUAAUGAUCAUUCUGUAAUCAAUCCAGAAGAUCAUACUGUGAUUAAUUCCGAAGAUCAUGCCGUAAUAGAUUCAGAAGAUUAUACCGUAAUCAAUUCCGAAGAUCAUACCGUAAUCAAUUCAGAAGAUAAUAUCGUAAUCAAUUCAGAGGACCACACAAAAUUAAAUCCAGAAGUUCAUACCGAAAAAGACCAAGAAGAUCAUGCCAAAGGAACUGAAGAAGAUCAUGUAUCAGAAAAUAAAGAAGAUCAUAUACCUAAAAACCAAAAGAAUCAGACUGAAAAAAAUCAAGAUGAUCAAAAGCAAAUAAAUCAAAAAUCUCUCCAAGACAACUUUUCACGAAGAAGAACAGAAACAUCCGAAUGGUUGAAUUUAAAUUUUUUAUCUGAUAAUAAAAAUCAAAACAUCGGAAAUGCGAGUUUUUCAAAUCUUCCUUUAGAGGUUGUGGAAUAUAUCCUUGCUAAGGUUCAAGAUGUAGAAACACAAACAAGAUGUAUUUGA